Messenger RNA from Cotesia congregata, 1680 nucleotides. The record is from the annotation of a GenBank genome assembly. Lineage: Eukaryota; Metazoa; Arthropoda; Insecta; Hymenoptera; Braconidae.
AUGGACGCUUUUGAUUUAUUUAAAAAAUUAUCCUCUGGAACGAAAUUUGACAAACGACGUUUUCGUACUGACAUUGAAAAAUUUAAAAUUUCAAAAUCAAAAAAUGAAGAAAUCACCAUCAAAACUGAGCCAGUUGAUCCAGUGCCUUCUUCUAAAAGAAAACGUGAUCAAGUAUCGAACGAUGAACAAAUUUCUGAGGGAAGUUCUUUAGUUUUACUCAAUGGCAUCAGCUUACCAGCUGAUGGGGUAAAAGUCAAGAAAAAUAAAAAAAUUAAAAUUUCUGAUGAAGAAAAAAAAAUAAUGCUCGAGCAAGAAAAGAUUAAUCGUUUGAGAAAUGAACAUCGUAUUUCAGUGAUAGGUAAAAAUGUUCCUAAACCAAUAAAAUCUUUUGAGGAUCUUAAAACAUUUUAUAAUGUUCCUGAAGAUCUUGUAAAAAAUUUAGCAGAGUGUAAUUAUUCCACUCCUACACCGAUUCAAAUGCAGGCUAUACCAAUCAUGUUAGAGAAAAGACCAUUGCUAGCUUGUGCGCCAACUGGAUCAGGUAAAACAGCGGCAUUUUUACUUCCAAUGAUUAAUCACUUGAAAGGUCCAGAAAAACGAGGUUUUAGAGCGAUAAUUUUGAACCCAACUCGAGAAUUAGCCAAGCAAACUUACCGAGAAUGUGUAAGACUGAGCGAAGGACGGGGUUUUAGGAUUCACAUUAUCAGUAAAGUAGAUCAAGCUCUGGAAAAAUACGGCCCAAAAAGCUCUCAAAAAUUUGAUAUACUUAUCACAACGCCUAAAAGGCUAUUAUGUUUGCUAAACCACGAACCACCAGCGGUCUCUCUACAAAAUGUAGAGUGGUUGGUUAUUGAUGAAGCUGACAAGCUAUUCGAAGCUGGUCCUCGCAGUUUUCGAAGUCAGUUGAAGCAAAUUUCUACUGCUUGUACCAGUGAAAAUCUGCGAAUUGCCAUGUUCAGUGCAACAAAUACCUUUAUAGUCAACAAAUGGUGCAAACGCCAUUUGAAAGGCUUAGUAAGAGUCACGAUUGGGCUGAAAAAUGCUGCCACUGAGCUUGUGGAUCAAGAAUUGUUAUUCGUUGGAAGCGAAAGGGGAAAACUUCUUGCUUUUAGAGACAUAAUUAGCAAAGGAAUGGCUCCCCCAGUUUUGUUAUUUGUUCAAAGCAAACAGAGAGCUAAACAACUGUUUGAUGAGCUUAUUUAUGAUGGAAUAAAUGUUGAUCUUAUUCAUGCAGAUAGAACACAGAUACAAAGAGACAAUGUCGUGAGAUGUUUUAGAGAAGGUAAAAUAUGGGUACUCAUUUGUACAGAACUUAUGAGCCGUGGUAUUGAUUUUAAGGGAGUAAAUCUUGUUAUUAAUUAUGAUUUUCCACCAUCGGCUAUUUCUUAUGUACAUCGAAUUGGACGAACUGGUCGUGCAGGGCACAAAGGAAAAGCUAUUACAUUUUUCACUGAAGACGAUACCACUAAUUUAAGAAGUAUUGCAGUAGUUAUGCGAGCAUCUGGGUGUGAUGUUCCGGAUUACAUGCUUAGAAUGAAAAAAUAUGAUAAACGUGAAAGGAAAAAAUUAGAAAAAGUCGCACCAAAACGUGAUUCAAUAGCUUCAAAACCUAGAAAACUAAAAAUUAAAAAAAAAGUUGGUGAAUCAACUCAAAAAUCACCUGAAUCAAAAAAAGACUAA